UUAAAUACGAAAAGCUAAAUUAAUCAUAUAAUUCUUUGUUUUAGCUAAACAUGUGGCUAUUUUUGAAAAAGAUCUUUGUCAAUUGGUCGAAAAAUUAAAAGAAUUUACCUUUCUCGAUAUUUAUGGUGAAAUUCAUUAUGAAAAAGUUGAACCUUAUCGUUUAAUGGUUCAAUCUUGCUUUCCUAAUAGUCGAAUAGAUGUUGAAAUAUCAAGAUUUCGUCUUUGGCUUUAA
Rotaria sp. Silwood1 is the source of this 232-nucleotide messenger RNA. The record is from the annotation of a GenBank genome assembly. NCBI's taxonomy places the organism in Eukaryota, Metazoa, Rotifera, Eurotatoria, Philodinida, Philodinidae.